UCUCGGGAUCUGAGACCGCACGUCAUGACAGGCCGACGUGGAAGAGUUCAUGGGGGGGAAAUAGCAGCUUAUCAACCUAAAGCGGAUCUUCGGAGGAGGAUUUAAAGAAGUAUCGUGGAAAAGAGAUGGCCCAAGAGGAACCGCUGUACGAUUUCCCGGAGCCUACCCAGUUUCCAGAGCGGAAGCAUCAUAGGGGACGGGCCUCUCUGAGAAGCAUCAGCGUGCUGGACCGUCUCCUGCUCACAGUUCCUGUUUGGUUCCAGCUGUCCAUCAACCCCGCCACCGCACUGCACAUACUGCAGAGGGAGCCCCCCGGGACCUUCUUGGUGCGCAGGUCUGGCACGUCUAAGAAAAACGUGCUGUGUGUCCGCCUGGCGGACGACAACGUGCCGUCCUUCGUUCAGCAAUUUGGCAUCAAGGAGGAACCGUCCAGUAAGACUAUGUCUCUGGAGAGUUCAACCAUCAGCUUUCCAGAUCUCCCAAGACUAAUUUCCUUCUACUGUGUCAGCAGAGACGUACUACGCUUCCCUUUGGAGCUUCCUGAAGCCAUUGCAAAGGCGACGUCCCACAAAGAGCUUGAGUCCAUCUCACACAUGGGAAUAGAAUUCUGGAAUUCCCACCUAAACGUCCGUGGGCCUCGGGAGGCACCGAAGCCCCAGAAAGACGUGGAGAUCAAGAAGAAGAAGAAGACAGACGGAGUGACCUCGGACCCGCCCGCUGCCGCCCCACAGACAAGUUCUGCAGCUGUGCCGGAUUCGGCCCCCAAGCCGGACUCGGGCAACCCGCUCGAGACGGGAACCCAAUCCGACCCUGAAGUCAAACGAGAAGGUUCGAAUCCCACCCUGUUCCACGAGUUCUGUCCGAUCACGACACGGGGCCCCCGAGAACUGGACUGUGGCUCGGGCCAGGGCGCGCUCUAUUUCAUCAACCCCCUCUUCCUGCAGUCCCUGAAUCCUCUCUGCAAACGCCGCAUGUUCAGCCGCAGCCUCAGGGUUCGGAUAUCCACGGAGUCUUCCAGCCUGCUUUCGCCCCCUCACGCCCCCCCGCCCCCACCGCCGCUAAUGCCCAAAACCAGAGGGAAAUGCAGCGGCCCGAGACGGGGACAGGGAACCACCCAUCCCGGCAAAACUGUGUGUCGGGGCGAGAACCCGGGGGACGCCGCUCGGAUCGAUCUCACGGCCCAGGACACCUUGCUGCUGCCUCCGGCAGAGAUCUGCAUCGUCCCCGGCGAGGCCCAAGUUCGGCUUCCAGCAGCGACGGCUCACCUCCAGCCCGAGGGGCAGGAGGUGAGCCGAGUCCAAACGGAAUCGGGCCCCGGCGACGCCGGAGUCCUCCUCAAUUUGGACCCCACGCAGGCCUCCCCGACAGCCGGUUUCUCCACUUUGCUCUCGCUCUCCCCUUACAUUUGUCCCACGGCACCUCUCCUUUGCCCCAAAGUCUCCUCGUCUCUCUCCCCCAAGGCUCCCGUUUCCCUCUCUCCCUACGACUCCCCCAGCGCCUCGCCCUCCCUUUCACCGUACCAGUCCCCCUCUCCUUCUCCGAAGGUCCCCUUCGCUCUCUCCCCCUUCACCUCUCCGUCCUUCCUUGGGCUGGAAAAGCAGGCCUAUCACACGCCGUCUUCAAGGCCCGACCCGGUGAGAACAGAGAGAGAGGCGGAGAAGGAAGAAACGGGUGCGGAUGAAGCCGAGGGUGACGAUGCCACAAAAGAGGAGCUGCACAAAAAGAGGGAAGAGGAGGAGAGGGGUUUGGUUUUACAGAUGAAGGCUGCUUCUCUAAAAGACACUGACGGUCUGCAGGGAGCUGCAGAGACUUCGCUCCACCAACAGGACAAGGCUACAAGCCUCUAGCCAACAAAACUUAUUAAGCGUUAUAAAGCACUGUGUAAAAAGACUAAACGUGAAUGUGGGGACAGCAUAUAACAUGCAUAUAAAAAUGAAAUCAUCUCUAUAACCUUUGGACAAAAUGUCUUUUAAAGCCAAACAUUUUAUUCACGAUUCUGGUUAUUUUUCAUGUUUCUAAAUAUUUUAGUUUAAACUGACACAAUAUCAGUAUUUUCUAAAAAAGGACACUCUAGACUUCUAGUCUGUGGAAGAUUAAAUUAAGAGGUUGUGUCAUUUACAAGGCCACUUCAUUUAGUGUUUUUUUGUUCUAGAGACAAUGUUCUGCUUCUUUGGAAGAAAACCUGAAUGGUUGACUCUGCACGUACAUUAGGAUCUAUAACAUCAUUAAAAUACAAUAAAAGUCAAUCUCAGAUUGGGGGUGAAUUGGAUGAUAACGGUUUAGUGGUUUGGUUGAAAAUAAAAUAUCUCUACCAUUUGUGCAGAUUUAACGUAGCCUUUGAACGUAUAGCACUUAGUUAGGCCUUCCAGACAUUUGAUACAGUCAAAUAACCACUCAGUUUUAUUACACCAAACUGAUGGAAAAGCAGAAUAAUACCUAAAGCUUUUUUUCAUGUCAAAUGUCAUGAAAAAAUUGUCGGAAUUAGAGUGAAAGAGAAAACUAGCCAAUCAAUUAGAAAGAUAGUCACCCUGGAGCCAUUUUUAUUGUCAGACAGCAUUGGUUUAAAAAUGACUCAAACUUGUCAUAGGAAAUAUGUCCUAAAUGCUUUUAAAAAAAGCAAUGGUGUGAAAUUAUCCA
This is a messenger RNA of Pungitius pungitius (ninespine stickleback), 2637 nucleotides long. Its product is annotated as ras and Rab interactor 3-like. Gene Ontology annotation, cellular component: cytosol; endocytic vesicle. The transcript has 6 exons. The record is from RefSeq and is a predicted model, not a curated record. Bases 126 to 1847 code for a protein of 573 amino acids. Gene Ontology annotation, biological process: vesicle-mediated transport. Lineage: Eukaryota; Metazoa; Chordata; Actinopteri; Perciformes; Gasterosteidae. Gene Ontology annotation, molecular function: small GTPase binding; guanyl-nucleotide exchange factor activity.